CGCCCGUCCCUCAACGACGCCGAGGAAUUUUGUCCCGCACCGCGUCCCGUCCGCGGCGGGAAAAGGUUGGCUGCGCGGCCGCCCCUCACGCACCCCGGCACCAUGUCGUUCCGCCGGCUCGUUACCGUCUCGGCCGCCGCGGCCUGCGGCUUGGCGGGCGGCUCCGUCCUCUUCUCCGCCGUGGCGCUUGGGAAGCAGCCGCCGUCGCCUCAGCAAGGGCCGGAGAAGGGCGGCGGGGACGCCCCGGAGUCCCUCGCCGCCUCGCUGACGGGACCUCUGCCGCCUCCCCCGCCGCCGGGGCUGCUACUGUUGCCGUCGCCCAGCGCCUCGGCCGCGCCCGCCUGGUUGGAGAAGGCCAACGGCUGCGGCUAUUGGGAUAAUAACUGGGACAGGAGGGAACCGCUGGCCCUCAUGAACUUGAAGAAGAAAAAUGAAGAGACCGGUGAACAGGAGGCGUCUUCUCGCUUAGCCCGCUAUAAAACAAAAGCUACCAGGCACAUAUUCCUCAUUCGCCAUUCUCAGUACAAUCUGGACGGGCAGCAGGAUAAGGACAGAAUCUUAACAAAGCUUGGCCGUGAGCAAGCUGAGCUGACCGGGAAGAGACUUGCCAGUCUGGGGCUGAAAUUUGAUAAAAUUGUCUAUUCUUCCAUGGCCAGAGCAACGGAAACAACCAACAUUAUUAGCAAACAUCUUCCUG
Molecule: messenger RNA, 697 nt
Organism: Thamnophis sirtalis
Lineage: Eukaryota; Metazoa; Chordata; Lepidosauria; Squamata; Natricidae
Source: RefSeq, a predicted model, not a curated record